ACUAAUAUAAUUCAUCCUUGCAACGCCUCCUUCAGGGACCAGGGCCCUUUUCGACGCUCCGUACCUGAAGCACCUGUUGACCAAAGCCAUCUCGAAAGCCAGCAACUUCACCUGCAUCUUGCAGAAGAUGAAUUACGUCGAUGAGGAUCUGAGGAUCUUGCCAGAGGUAAUUAAGAACGAAGUUAAGAAUCUGACGGCCAGCGUUACGCUCAACGCAGACUUCGUCAAGACAAUCGAUCACUGCUACCAGUUCUCCCUGUGCCUCCCAGAGGAACCAUCCCCGAUGCCCAUCGAAGUCAAGAGGCUCCUGGUCUUCAUGAAGUGUGAGAAGAAGCUAAGGAUGGCCCUCUGCAUGAAACAGCACAUUCUAAAGAACAUGGACCACUUCGAUGUCUCUGAGAUUCAGUUAGAGGGUUCUCCUGACCAGGAAAAAAUGGCCGAGAAGAUUCUCCACAUUCUCUGGGGCUCAGAGGAGAGGGAAGACUUCGAGAUUUACUAGAGCUAGUUGAGGUAAUUCAUGUUUACAGUCAGCAAAUAAGUCAAGGUAAUUCAUGUUUAUAGUUAGCCAAUUUCACUAGGCCUAUGUGCCCUUACUGAGAAUUGUCAAGGUAAUUCAUGUAUACAGUCAGCCCAUUUCACUAGGCCUAUGUAGCCCAAUUAAGAAUUGUCAAGGCAAUUCAAGUAUGCAGUCAGCUAAUUUCCCUAGGCCUAUGUAAGUCCAAACUAAGAAUUGUCAAGGUAAUUCAAGUAAGCAGUCAGCUAAUUUCCCUAGGCCUAUGUAAGUCCAAACUAAGAAUUGUCAAGGAAAUUCAUGUUUACAUCGUCAGCCAGACUUAUAACUCAGCAAUAAAACACCUGAGUAUUUCA
Macrobrachium nipponense is the source of this 867-nucleotide messenger RNA. RefSeq lists its product as uncharacterized. The transcript has 3 exons. NCBI's taxonomy places the organism in Eukaryota, Metazoa, Arthropoda, Malacostraca, Decapoda, Palaemonidae. Bases 128 to 499 code for a protein of 123 amino acids. The record is from RefSeq and is a predicted model, not a curated record.